CCCUCGCUGCCGCCCGGUUCCUGCGCUGCCGCCCCGCCUUUCCGCUUCCUGCCGGGAUCCGGGGCGGGCGCGGCGCUUCCAGCCGAGAGAGGCGGCGGGACAGUGGCAGCUCUCCAGAUGGCUUCUUUUGGGUGGAAGAGAAAGAUUGGUGAGAAGGUCUCAAAAGCUACUUCUCAGCAGUUCGAAGCAGAAGCUGCGGAUGACAAGGGUCUGGGGGACGAUGAUGAUGCUAACUGGGUGCUUGCAGCUAAGAGAAGAAAGGAAGUUCUCUUAGAAGACUGUGUAAGGAAAAGUAAGGAGCUCAAGGAUGAAGGUGCAAAUUUGGCUGAAAAUAGGAGGUACAGAGAGGCUCUUGUCAAGUGGGAUGAAGCACUUCAGUUAACUCCAGAGGAUGCUACACUUUAUGAGAUGAAAUCACAGGUCCUGAUGUCUUUACAUGAAAUGUUCCCAGCAGUGCAUGCAGCAGAAAUGGCUGUUCAGAGAAACCCACGUUCCUGGGAUGCCUGGCAGACUUUGGGACGUGCCCAGCUUGGAUUAGGAGAGAUAGCGCUGGCAAUCCGAAGUUUCCAGGUAUCCUUACACAUCUUUCCAAUGAACCCUGAAGUAUGGAAAGAAGACCUUUCCUGGGCAAGAAAACUACAGGAGCAGCAGAAGGCCACAAAGACUGGGUCGGUGCAAGCACUGGCAAAAGAAAAAGAGAUUGUACAAGAGUCAAUCCCGGACUAUGACUUUGAAAGUGAUGAAAUUGUGGCAGUCUGUGCUGCCAUUGCAGAGAAGGAGAAAGCUCUUUCAGCAGCUAAAACGAUGGUGAUUGUGUCUGCUUCAGGCACAGUAGAGACUGUUACUGAGCAGGACAAUUGUCCUGCAACUCCUGAUGAAACCCUUUUCAUCAGGGCCCGGUAGGGCAGCCUCAUGGGUUGGCAUACCCAUAGUUUAAAGAACUGCUGUUAUUUAUUGUAUUUUGCUUGCUUUGUGUUUGUUCUAAUAGCCUACAAAAGUUACAUAACUGAAGUUAUCUUUCUUUCACUAAUUGAAAAAUCAAUGACCUGAGUUGUUCCAUCCAUAUUUUUUAAAAAGAAAGUCAAGAGUUGAUUCUAAAAAUUUUAAAUUGUUAUGAACAAAUAUAAUGUUGAAAUGCUAACAGCUGCUUUCAUCUUUGUGUAUUUCAUAAUUUUACAGGUUAAUGUCUACAUUUUCCCAGUAAUUAGGAAACUUUUAUUUAUGCUGUAAAAGUGCUGUGUUUUAUCCCCAGCUGGCAACUCAGCCCCACACAGCUGACUGGCUUCUGGUGGAAUGGGGGAGAGAAUUGGAAAAGUGAAAGAACUCAUGGCCUAAUAGGGAAAGCAGAAGCUGCACAUGCAAGCAAAGCAAAACAAGGGAUUCACCCCACCAGUUACCAUGGCCGGGCAGGUGUUCAGCCAUCCCCAGGAAAGCAGGGCUGCAUCAUGUGUGACUUGGGAAAACACUCUGAAUGUCUUCCCUUCCCCUUCCUCCUUCUUUCCCCAGAUCUGUGUGCUUUGCUAUGGAGUGGGAUAUCCCUCUGGUCAGUUGGGGUCAGCUGUUCUGGCUUGUCUUCUCCCAGGUUCUGUGCACCCUCAGUCUUCUCACUGGUGCGGUGGGAUGAGGAGCAGGAAAAAGUCUUGACCCUGUGCAAGCACUGCUCAGCAAUAAUGAAGACAACUGUGUGUUAUCAACACUUGGCAGCACAAAAUCAAUUCUACUUGCAAUUCUGAAGAAAAUUACAGUAAUUUCACGAUUAAAAGCCACACCUCAUUAUAAGCCACACUUCUGGGUGUCGGCA
Catharus ustulatus (Swainson's thrush) is the source of this 1801-nucleotide messenger RNA. RefSeq names its product tetratricopeptide repeat domain 33 (gene TTC33). Gene Ontology annotation, molecular function: protein binding. NCBI's taxonomy places the organism in Eukaryota, Metazoa, Chordata, Aves, Passeriformes, Turdidae. The record is from RefSeq and is a predicted model, not a curated record. Bases 118 to 903 code for a protein of 261 amino acids. The transcript has 5 exons.